UACUAAGCCGAACACUCGCCAUCUCGGAAUGCUGUGCAGCCAUGUGCAAAGUUUUCCAUGCAACCCAGACAUGGAGAAUCCAGGAACCAGGUCAGGACCCCUUCAGGAAAUGGUGGUCUUGGAAGAGUGGUGCGCCUCAACAUACUGCGCGGUAUCCCCGGGGAGUCCGACCAGACCAAUUGUGCAAUGGCGAUUCAUUUCUUGCAAUGGGAUUGCGUAUCGUCAGGGCUGAUUGGCCACGUGAAAGUAUCGGUGGUAGCGACUUGAAGCCACGUUCGUGGGACACCCAAUGACACAUGAUGGACUGCUUCCGUGCCGCUCUACUAGUGCAACACCUAAACGUGGAGGAACCAUAGUCUCGAAAACGGCAGCUAGACUUGAUGAUCCUUGAUUUCCCUGUGCUCGCCGCCAUUUUAAGGACCGCGAGAGGGGGGCGAGGGAGGAUAUCCUUGUAAUGAUCCGCCUGCUUCGCAUUGAAUGGGUCAGAGGAUGCAGCUUGCAAGACUCCUGGAGCUUCAUUUCUUCUUGUUUUGGGGUGGUUCCACAUUGAGAUCUCUGGAACUCUCCUGUCACUAACUGUCAAGUCUCCUCCCAGGUCCCGCAAACCGUUUCUCCCGAGUAGUUGUUGAGCUGUAACGGCUUUGGAAUUCCGUUACUUGGCAGCUGCUGGUGCAGAAGGUGUUUAAUAAGGACCAUCCCCCAGCUCGACUUAUUCGAUCGAUCGAUCGAGGCAGUGAACACAUACCCAGAAUUCGACAAGAGGCACGACUUCCAUUCUCCAAUGGUCUCGCCAACGGGCGUAAUUGCCACCGAAUGGAGCCUCUUCGCGCUCGCUGUGUUGCUGGUAUCCGCACGCGUAACGAUGCACAUCAAGCUGAAGAACUCGAAUCUGCAUCUCUCCGAUACCUUUCUAUCGCUUGCCGUUGCGUCUGCCCUGGGGCUUUUGAUCUGCGACUCAUAUACUUACAAGGCUGGCGCCAUGGACGAGUUUGCUGAGCCGACAGUGGAGAUAUGGAAGGUACGAUUCGCAACCAACUACUUCUUCGACUUUGGGGUCUACCUCCCGAAAUAUAGCAUGUUGGCUUCCUACUACCGCAUCAUACCUCGCACAGCCCAGCAGUCGCGAAAGGCGCUUUACGCAGUGACGUUCAUCAUUGCAGUUUGCAGCAUGGUCACCUUAUUUGCAGAUACAUUCUGGUGCGGCACGGACAUAAGUAUCAACUGGUCAAACGCAAAGAGCGACUGUACGGUCUUCACAUCAAUGACAUUGGCCAAAAUGAACUGGGCGCUCCAUUUUUCGUGCGAGAUCAUGUUAUUUGUGCUACCCUUGCCGCUGAUCAACGGAUUGCGUCUCAGCCAAAGAAGGGAGAAGGCCGGAAUCCUCGUAGUCUUUCUGCUUGGGGCCAUCACGAUCCUCGUGAGCACGGCUCGAUUCACAGCCAUGAUGAUGCUUAGCAACGAUAUCAUGAUUUACAUAUUAGCGACCGCCGAAUUCACCAUAGCGAUCAUGAUCCUCUCACUCAUCAGCCUCCGUCCAUUGCUCCGCCGGAUAGGGCGAGCCGCGACCGCCUUCACCUCCCCAACGCCAUCGCGAUCGCGAUCAAACAAAGCCAGCCGUUCAAUAGCAGCGACAUUCGGGAGCCGACCCGAGAAAACCAGAUCCUUCAGCCUGUCCAAAACCCCAAUCCUGAACAGAGAUCCGUAUCCCACCAACCGGCAGUCGAGCUCCAAAGGCAGCGAUAUUAACUUGACGGAGCAGGAUCCGGGUAAAAUCUACAAGACGGAGGAGGUUAUUGUUACGUAUUCCAACUCGAACCGGGAGUUUGACGCGGAUUCCGAGAUCUCGCGAGGACUUAGUAGUCCUGAUGCGGAGAUACGUGUUAAUUCGAUGAUGGUGUGA
Molecule: messenger RNA, 1900 nt
Organism: Periconia digitata
Lineage: Eukaryota; Fungi; Ascomycota; Dothideomycetes; Pleosporales; Periconiaceae
Source: the annotation of a GenBank genome assembly